UAUCCAGUUUAUGGACCUCUUUGAGCAGUCUUGCGUCUUGGGGGAAGAAUCAGGACGUACGGAUAUUGAUGCUCGGAUUGGACUCGGCGGGAAAGACGACGAUUCUGUAUAGGCUACAGAUAGGAGAGGUGGUAGCGACUAUACCGACAAUUGGGUUCAACGUCGAGACAGUUCAAUUUAAGAACAUCAAGUUUCAGGUGUGGGAUCUUGGAGGUCAAUCGAGUAUUCGGCCAUACUGGCGGUGUUACUUUGCGAACACGAAAGCUAUCAUAUACGUAAUUGACAGCUCAGACCAUGCCCGAUUGCCGACGUCUCGGGCGGAGCUUCUCACUCUUCUGUCAGAAGAGGAGCUUAAAGGAGUACCAUUGCUGAUCUUUUCCAACAAGCAGGAUAUGGAGGGUGCCUUGACACCCGGAAAGAUGAGUGACGCCCUUGGUUUGGAUGGUGAGAAGGGGAGGGAAUGGAGCAUAAGGGGGAGCUGUGCGAUAAAGGGAGAUGGUCUGGAGGAGGGACUUGACUGGCUCGUCACUACCAUCCAGAAGAAAUGAUCGGAAACUUUGUUACCCUUCGUGCAUCUCCCCAUAAUAUUCACUCUUUGCGGGUCUCACCAUACAAUCGUCGAAGCCCUUCUUGCAUCGCAUCGAUAUACGUCAUCUUUUUUACCAUCGGUGAUAUUUCAUCCUCAUGCUUACCGACCGCUCAACCACAUCAACAUGUACUUUUGAUCCGUUUUUGGUUAUGAUGUUAUCGAAGAC
Molecule: messenger RNA, 755 nt
Organism: Cantharellus anzutake
Lineage: Eukaryota; Fungi; Basidiomycota; Agaricomycetes; Cantharellales; Hydnaceae
Product: small monomeric GTPase
Exons: 7
Coding region: 69-548 (159 amino acids)
Biological process (GO): intracellular protein transport; vesicle-mediated transport
Cellular component (GO): cytoplasm; Golgi apparatus
Molecular function (GO): GTP binding; GTPase activity
Source: RefSeq, a predicted model, not a curated record